This is a messenger RNA of Elephantulus edwardii (Cape elephant shrew), 3168 nucleotides long. RefSeq names its product microtubule-associated protein 1S (gene MAP1S). NCBI's taxonomy places the organism in Eukaryota, Metazoa, Chordata, Mammalia, Macroscelidea, Macroscelididae. The transcript is spliced from 7 exons. Gene Ontology annotation, cellular component: neuronal cell body; microtubule; cytosol. Gene Ontology annotation, molecular function: microtubule binding; actin binding. Gene Ontology annotation, biological process: microtubule cytoskeleton organization; dendrite development; axonogenesis. Bases 1 to 3168 code for a protein of 1055 amino acids. The record is from RefSeq and is a predicted model, not a curated record.
AUGGCGGCGGCGGCGGGCCUGGGGGCGGCUGAGGCGCCGUGCGCCCUGCUGCUCGUGGUGGGCGGCGAGUGCGGGCGCCCAGGGCUGCUGGCCUACGUCCUCGAGGAGCUGGAGCGAGGUGUCCGGUCCUGGGACGUAGACCCCGACAUCUGCAACCUCGAUGAGCAGCUCAAGGUGUUUGUGUCUCGGCACUCGGCCACCUUCUCCAGCAUCGUCAAAGGCCAGCGGAGCCUGCACCACCGUGGGGAUGCCCUGGACACUCUGGUCCUCCUCAACCCGUCGGACAAAUCACUAUGUGAUGAGCUCCGGAACUUUCUGCUGGAUCCUGCCCCUCACAAGCUGGUGGUGUUGGCUGGGCCCUGCCUAGAGGAGACGGGAGAGCUGCUGCUCCAGACAGGAGGCUUCUCGUCCCGCCACUUCCUCCAAAUCCUGGCGGACAAGGAGAUUGGGGAGCUGCUGGCCUCAGCGUCACCUCCACCCACCCCACCCACGCUCACCAUCACCUGCCCAACCUUUGGCAACUGGACCCAGCUGACUACGAACCUGCCAAGCCUGCCAGGGGUGCUCCAACUGCGGCUGAACCCACCGGCAAAGCUGCCGGCCUCCGAGGGCCUGCGGGAGUUCCUUGAGUACGUGGCUGAGUCCCUGGAGCCGCCCUCGCCGUUUGAGCUCCUGGAGCCGCCGGCUGCCGUGGGCUUCCUCAAGAUCGCCAGGCCCUGCUGCUACGUCUUCCCUGGUGGCCUUGGCGACGCUGCCUUCUUUGCUGUCAACGGCUUCACCAUCCUGGUCAAUGGGGGCUCAAGCCCCAAGUCAAGCUUCUGGAAGCUGGUGCGGCACCUGGACCGCGUGGAUGCAGUGCUGGUGACCCACACCGGUGCCGACAGCCUGCCGGGCCUCAACAGCCUGCUGAGGCGGAAGCUGGCCGAGCGUGAGGCAGCCGAAGCCGGCGGUGGGGGCGACGAGGGUCUGCGCAACCUCAUCUCCCCUGAGCUGGGCGUCGUGUUCCUGAACUCUGGCGUGGCUGCACAGCCGGUGGGCGAGGAGGCACAUCUAGUGCGUGGUGUUGAUGAGGCUGGGCUGGCGCUGGGGCUGCUGGCCCGCCUGGGCAUCUCACCUCUGCCUCUGAGCCGAGGGUCGUUGCCCACACAGCCCACUGUGCUCUUCCAGAAGAUGGGUGUGGGCCGGCUGGACAUGUAUGUGUUACACCCUGUCUCCGAGGCUGCUGGGCGCAGUGCUGAUCGGGCACUAGCCUCGGCCUGUGUCUUGCUGGUGUGGCAGCCGGCCGGCCCGACUGAGAAGGUGGUGAGGGUGCUCUUCCCAGGCUGCACACCUCCCGCACGCCUGCUCGAGGGCCUGGCCCGCCUGCAGCACCUGGGCUUCCUCCGAGAGCCUGUGGUGACGCCGCAGGACCUGGAGGGGCCACGGCGUGCUGAGAGCAAGGAGAGCCUGGGGUCCCGAGACAGUGCUCGGGGCAAGGAGCGACCAGGGAUAGCCCGCAAAGAGACCCCUCGGGCUGAGAAGGAUGCCAGGCUGCCUCCCCGAGAGACCAAGAAGGACCCUAGACCCAGCACGUUGAGGACUCAGCCCCGGGAUGCACGCCGAGGACCCUCCACCACCUCUGAUGUCAAGAAGGUGGUGGCCCCAGUGUCAGCCAAGUCCCGGAGAGUGCCUGACACGUCCCGCUCAGCUGUGGAGAAUGGACCUCGAAGUCCCCCCAGCUUCCGCUGUGGUGAGACCAGCCCCCCGCCGACAUCAUCCAUGUCGCCAGCACCUCAGCUGGCAGCUACCCCCAGCCUAGAGCGCAGCCUGGAGCUAGGCCUGAGUCCUGCCACUGGCGACGAGGCCUGCAGCUCCGAGGAGCAAACACUGGAGCUGCUGUCCACGGCCAGCACGCCACAGCCACACUCGCCAUCCCCUGCCGGCCCGCGCCGAGGGGGGCCCGCUGACAGUGGUGGGCGCCUAUCUCUGAGCCCACUUAGGGCUGGAGAGGCAGCACCUGAUGCCUCCCCCACCGUGACCACACCCUCGCUGCCUGCAGAGGUGGGGUCGCCACACUCCACUGAAGUAGAUGAGUCCCUCUCUGUGUCCUUUGAGCAGGCUCUGCCACCACCCACUGCCACCGGUGAGCCAGGGCUCAGCCUCCCGCUGCGGGGGCCCCGGGCUCGGCGCUCGGCCUCACCACACGAUGUGGACCUGUGUCUGGUGUCGCCCUGUGAGUUUGAGCACCGCAAAAUCGUGCCCCCUGCUGCUGUGGCUUCCCCAGGUGGCUGUUCCAACGACAGCAGCGCCCGGUCCCAGGAGCGAGGCCCGGGUGGCCCCGGGCCUGAGGAGACACCACCCACAUCCCUCAGCGAGUCGCUGCCCACCCUGUCCGACUCAGAGCCCCUUCCGGCCAUGCCAGACCCUGCAGACUCGGACGAUGAAGACACCGAGAGCCUGGGCGUGCCCCACCGCCGCCGGGACCCACUGGCCGCCCCGCUCAAGGACCCCCGCCCGAUGCCCGCCCCACCUGGAGUCUGCAUGGUGGACCCUGAGCAGGCACGCCGCGUGGAGGGCCUCAGCCGCACCCGGAAGCCUCUGACCCGCGCCAGUUCUGGUACCGGUGCCACUGGCCCCAAAGUUUCAACCACUGGCACUGCCAAAACCAGAGGACUGGCCAGUGGGGAUCGUGCCAGCCGGCCGCUCAGCACCCGGAGUGAGCCUGCCGACAAGACAGCCCGGGCACCGCUGUCCAAAAAGGCUUCUGUCCCCAAGAUGGCCACCCGGGUCCCAGCAGGCACAGCUGGCAGCCGCCCUAGUGGCCCUGCUGUCCCACCGGGCAACCCCAUCUACCUGGAUCUGGCCUACCUGCCCAGCGGGGCCAGCGCCCGCCUGGUGGAUGCCGAGUUCUUCCGUCGGGUGCGCUCCCUCUGCUAUGUCAUCAGCGGCCAGGACCAGGGCAAGGAGGAGGGCAUGCGGGCCCUGCUGGAUGCACUGCUGGCGGGCAAGCAGCAGUGGGACCGCGAGCUGCAGGUGACCCUGAUCCCCACCUUUGAGUCGGCAGCCAUGCACGAGUGGUACCAGGAGACACAUGCCAGGCAGCAGGCACUGGGGCUCACGGUGCUGGGCAGCAACAGCACAGUGGCCAUGCAGGACGAGACAUUCCCUGCCUGCAAGGUGGAGUUCUAG